Molecule: messenger RNA, 518 nt
Organism: Pichia membranifaciens NRRL Y-2026
Lineage: Eukaryota; Fungi; Ascomycota; Pichiomycetes; Pichiales; Pichiaceae
Exons: 1
Source: RefSeq, a predicted model, not a curated record
GCAUCUGAAUGAAUUCAAAAAAUUCCAAAACAUUGCAUAAAUUUAGAUACUUCACUACACGCCACGCAUUCUACACUACUAUAAAGCUACAACUACAUCUACUUCUACAAUUAAACAUUUGUGUUCUUAAUCUGUUAUCUAGUUAUAGCCCCAGUUUUCUCCUUCAUUCCUACUUCCUUCCUCCACCCAGCACCCUCACCCAGACGUAUCACCGAAAAUAUAAAACGGCUCUUUUUUUCGAAACACUCGUCUGGGCUAAAUAUAAGUAAACAGAGUUCUUACGAUACGCCAUCCGUCUUUGACACGACCUCCCGUAAUUCGGGGCAGCAUGGGCGGUCACCAGCCCUGUUUAUCUUGUCUUUUUGUAGACAGCCUGUACUUUGUAGAACCCCCUUGCCUGGGAAAAGUCAUCAACAACCCACUCAACCUCGUUACAAUCCCACUCUCACGCCUUCUUUAAAAACGGUCGGAGUUUCCGCUUUGUUCUGACUUUUUCUUCUAUUGUUGUUGGACCUCUC